AUGGAGGUACCAGAGAGGAAAAAGCUCAAGCUGAAGAUCAGUCGGAACCCGUCUGUAUCUAGCAGCGGCCCUGGGUCCGCCAAUCCAUCAAGCGCCAUUACCUCGUCGCAACAGGUCGCAACACCAGACCAUAUGUCUCCUGCCGGCUCCGCGGCUAUACUAUCUUCCACAGACGCAGCUAUCAUGCCACCACCUGCGGUACCACCGACUCCCACUGAGAAUAAGACACACAAGAUCAGGCUGUCCUUCAGCAAGAGCCAGCCAUCGACACCGAUUUCCGAGACACCACCAGCAUCUAGGAAGCCUCUCCCAACCAACAGGACUGCUCUGCCAGCCGCUCCGCCGCCAGGCGAGGUACCAGCCCCGUUGACUAUGACCAAAGCAGGGCGGACAUCGAAACCGACGGCGAAGAAGCGCGCUAAGGCCGACCCCGAUAGUGGCGAUGAGGCCCGGCCGAACGGAAGCGCCCAGGAGCCCGCGAAGAAGAAGAUGAGGACGAUUAAGUUGAAGUCAGGCCCCGAUGCCCCGAGCGCCCGGAGAAACUCGUCAUUCAGGAUCGCUAUCAAAGAUUCCCACAAGUCGACGUUCUACCGUGAAAAUGGCUCAGGCUACGACUCGGAGAUGGAAGACGCCGAGGAGGAUCCCAUCGUCGAAGAACAGAUUGUGUUGCGCAUGAUGGAAGGUCCUGAGUGCGACUACAUCAACGCAUGCCUGGACUCCAAAAAGUUUCCUUCGGGAGGCAUGGACUUCAAGCUCAGAUGGCUUAAUGAGCGGAGAGCGGUUGUCACGGUCCAAGGACGCAUGUAUGCGGCUGUACUCGUCGAUAUGCCGACGAUUACAGAGGGAAUGAAGACAUGGGACAAGAAGCUCAUGGUCAAAUCUGCGGAUAUCUCUCAGAUGCUACUCGUUUUCGCUAGAGUGAAUGACGAGGCUUCGGCACGGACAGCAGAGCUUCCCAAGGUCGUCUUCGACGGGCACAGGUGGCCACAUGGUCUGACGCCACCAAUGCAUGACGCGGUCCAUCGCAGGUUCCGCAAGCGCUUACACAAAAGUGAGAUUCUCAACAAGGAACAAGAGGUACAGAGGCUCCUUCAAGAAGACAAAAAUGCCAUCAGCACAAGGUAUGAAUGGAUUGAUGAACGGAGGGAUACGAUGCAGGCGGGCACGCCGGAUCUAGAUGCUGAAGGAGAAGAGGACGCCGAGGGUGAGAUCGAUGACGGAUGGGACGUGGGCGCGAACGAUACGGAUAUGAUCGACGCAGAGAUCGAGGCUCAGCUCGAGGCCGAACUCAAUGACCUGGGCUCGGAGAUGGCAGAGACUCCCACUCAGGAAGGCGCUACCCCUGCAGCCUUUGCUCCCGAAACACCAGCGGCUGGGGCCGAGGCCGCAGAACUGAAGAGUGGGGACAGAGCCUCAGUCGAAGGUGAGAGCGGAGAAGACUACGAUGAUGACGAUGACGAUUCCGACGACGAUGCGAACGAGGAGGAGAAGGAGCGCAGGGAGCAAGUCAGAGGUGUUCGCGAGGAUGUCAGAGACAUCGAAAAGCAGAUCAAUGCUUUGCGGGAAGAGCUGGCUAGUAAGACCAACUCGUUACUAAGGAAACGAAUAGAAGGCAGGAUCAAAGGUCACAUGGAAGACCGGCAGUUGAAGCUUGCUUCAAUUGGGGAACUACCACCAGAAGAUCAAGACCAGGACGAGUGA
This is a messenger RNA of Diaporthe citri, 1701 nucleotides long. RefSeq lists its product as uncharacterized. Gene Ontology annotation, biological process: RNA polymerase II preinitiation complex assembly; transcription initiation at RNA polymerase II promoter. The coding region runs from base 1 to 1701 and encodes 566 amino acids. The transcript has a single exon. Gene Ontology annotation, molecular function: RNA polymerase II general transcription initiation factor activity. Lineage: Eukaryota; Fungi; Ascomycota; Sordariomycetes; Diaporthales; Diaporthaceae. The record is from RefSeq and is a predicted model, not a curated record. Gene Ontology annotation, cellular component: transcription factor TFIID complex.